Messenger RNA from Cucurbita pepo subsp. pepo (vegetable marrow), 2750 nucleotides. RefSeq names its product urease-like. Gene Ontology annotation, molecular function: urease activity; nickel cation binding. Gene Ontology annotation, cellular component: urease complex. Lineage: Eukaryota; Viridiplantae; Streptophyta; Magnoliopsida; Cucurbitales; Cucurbitaceae. The record is from RefSeq and is a predicted model, not a curated record. Gene Ontology annotation, biological process: urea catabolic process.
GACGCAGCGGUAGGUUGAUUCAAUUUUCCCGCGCUAAUCGAUCAAUUGACGAAGAACAUCAUGAAAUUGAGUCCGAGAGAAGUGGAACAGCUAGGUCUACAUAAUGCGGGAUUUCUAGCGCAGAAGCGUCUUGCUCGUGGCGUGAGAUUGAAUUACGCUGAAGCUGUAGCACUAAUUUCCGCACAGAUUUUGGAGUUUGUUCGUAAUGGCGAGAAGAGCGUGGCGGAUCUGAUGGAUUUGGGGAAAACACUGUUAGGAAGGAGAUUAGUUCUUCCUGGUGUUCCGCAUCUUUUGGAUUACGCUCAGGUUGAAGGAACUUUUCCCGAUGGGACUAAGUUAAUCACUGUUCAUAAUCCCAUUGAUUCAGAGGAUGGGAAUCUGGAGCUAGCGUUGCAGGGCACUUUUCUUCCAGUUCCUUCGUUAGACAAGUUCCCUUCGUUGGAAAGUAGCACAGUGCCUGGCGAGAUUAUCUGUGUUGAUGGUGAGAUUGCAAUCAAUGUUGGGCGGAAAGCUGUAAUACUCAAGAUAAACAAUAAGGGAGACAGACCAAUUCAGGUUGGCAGCCAUUAUCACUUUAUUGAGACAAAUCCUUCCUUGGUAUUCGAUCGAUCUAAAGCUUAUGGCAUGCGCCUCAACAUAUUAGCAGGAUCAGCAACACGAUUCGAGCCAGGGGAGCAGAAAUCUGCCACUCUUGUAGCUAUUGGUGGUAACCAAGUUAUCAGAGGGGGAAAUGGCAUUGCUGAUGGUCCAGUGGAUGAUUCCAAGUUGAAAGAAGUGAUGGAAGCUGUGCAUUCAAGAGGAUUUGGAGAUUUGGAAGAAAAAGAUGCGAGAGUAGGUGUCACUGGAGACAAGGACGAUGUAUUCACGACGAGAGUUUCUCAUGAGGAUUAUGCGAACCGGUAUGGUCCUACUACCGGUGACAAAGUUCGACUCGGUGACACAGAUUUAUAUGCUGAAAUCGAACACGAUUUCUCCCUUUAUGGAGAUGAAUGUGUAUUUGGCGGUGGAAAGGUUAUUAGAGACGGAAUGGGCCAAUCAUGUGGGCAUCCACCGGCUUCAUCUCUUGAUACUGUAAUAACCAAUGCAGUGAUCAUUGAUUAUACUGGAAUUUUCAAGGCAGAUAUUGGUAUCAAAGAUGGCUUCAUUUCCAUUGGAAAAUCUGGCAAUCCUGAUGUCAUGGAUGGAGUUCGUCCUAACAUGAUCAUUGGGCUCAAUACUGAGGUUAUAGCUGGAGAAGGCUUGCUGGUUACUGCAGGAGCUAUAGAUUGUCAUGUGCACUACAUAUGCCCUCAAAUGGUACACGAAGCGAUAUCGAGCGGCAUCACGACACUGGUCGGAGGUGGAACGGGGCCUGCUGAAGGAAGUUGUGCUACUACUUGCACACCAUCCCCAGUGCAGAUGAAGAUGAUGCUGCAAUCCACUGAUGAACUUCCCCUGAACUUUGGCUUUACAGGAAAAGGGAACAGUUCGAUGCCAGAUGAGAUACAUGAAAUUAUAAGGGCGGGUGCGAUGGGAGUGAAGCUACAUGAAGAUUGGGGAUGUACUCCUGCUGCUAUUGACAAUUGUUUAGCUGUGGCAGAAGAAUAUGACAUCCAGGUGAACAUUCAUACUGACACCUUGAAUGAGUCUGGAUUUGUGGAAGAUACCAUUGCAGCUUUUAAAGGAAGAACUAUACACACAUACCAUAGUGAAGGAGCUGGAGGUGGACAUGCUCCCGAUAUCAUUAGAGUGUGUAGUGUGAAAAAUGUACUACCGUCGUCAACUAAUCCAACACGACCCUUCACGAGCAAUACUAUAGAUGAACAUCUUGACAUGCUGAUGGUGUGCCAUCAUCUGGAUCGCAACAUUAAAGAAGAUUUAGCUUUUGCUGAAUCAAGGAUAAGAGAGGAAACAAUUGCUGCAGAGGAUAUUUUGCAUGAUAUGGGAGCAAUCAGUAUCAUAUCUUCUGAUUCACAGGCUAUGGGCCGCAUAGGAGAGGUGAUUUGUAGAACAUGGCAAACUGCGCACAAAAUGAAGCUGCAAAGAGGACCGCUUGAUUCCAAGAAACCGGACAACGACAACCUUCGGAUCAAGCGAUACGUCUCGAAAUAUACAAUAAAUCCAGCCAUAGCAAACGGGUUUUCUCAAUAUAUUGGUUCAGUGGAGGUAGGUAAGUUGGCUGAUCUUGUCCUGUGGAAGCCAUCCUUUUUUGGGGCAAAACCAGAGAAGGUGAUUAAAGGUGGUACAAUUGCUUGGGCGAACAUGGGCGAUCCAAAUGCAAGCAUUCCUACACCCGAACCGAUACUGAUGAGGCCAAUGUAUGGAUCAAUUGGGAAGGCAGGAAGUGGGAACUCAAUUGCCUUUGUCAGCAAGGCGAGUCUUAACGCGGGAGUUAAGGCCAUGUAUGGUCUAAACAAGAGAGUUGAAGCUGUGGGGAACACAAGGAUGUUGACAAAACUUGACAUGCAAUGGAAUGAUGCCCUUCCAAACAUAACUGUGGAUCCCGAAAACUACGACGUAAUAGUAGACGGCGAUGUUCUUACCUGCCCGCCCGUCUCGACCGUGCCACUUUCGACCAGCUACUUCCUUUUCUAGACUUGGUUCUGCUCCUGCCAUUGGCUUACCCUUAACGUUUCGGUGUCUGUUAGUUUGUAACUAUGUUUGAUACCGAGACCAUACAUAUAAUAAGCGAAGAUAUGAGUUAUGUGAUAGGGAGGAAUGCCAAUGUUUAAAAGUAAAAUGAAUAAAGGCAUACCAUAUUGUUCCAUGUA